Molecule: messenger RNA, 1428 nt
Organism: Trichogramma pretiosum
Lineage: Eukaryota; Metazoa; Arthropoda; Insecta; Hymenoptera; Trichogrammatidae
Product: gastrula zinc finger protein XlCGF7.1-like
Exons: 2
Coding region: 305-1180 (291 amino acids)
Biological process (GO): regulation of transcription by RNA polymerase II
Cellular component (GO): nucleus
Molecular function (GO): DNA-binding transcription factor activity, RNA polymerase II-specific; RNA polymerase II transcription regulatory region sequence-specific DNA binding
Source: RefSeq, a predicted model, not a curated record
UGAUACAUCAGUACGCCUUUAAUCGCUGGAAAAGUGGUCAAAUUCGGCCGUAAGCGACUGAUGUUUACAAAUUUGUCAAUUCGAGCUUUAAAUCGUCAUUGCCUACUUUAAUUUUCUUUUCCAUCGGUGAUUGCACAUGAUCAAGUGUUUGAUGAAAAGUUGAGAGGACCUACUGAGCUUGAAAGACAAGCCGGUAAGUUCAUAGACAGAGGCAAGCAACGAUCUAAAUUUGGAUCCGGUGGACUCGUGCACGGCCAAAAACGUCGGGGCAUUCAAGGAUAUCGGAACGAAUACAAAUUCUGACAUGGAUGCAAUGGGGGACAGUAUUAAUAGACUAUUCACAUGUGAAUUUUGUCAUAAAUCAUUUACCGAAAUUGGUCUCAAGCGCCACAUGGACUCAUUCAUUCAUCAUCCACGACUUAAUCAUUCUCCCCGUGAUUCUGAGAUUUUAGAUUAUGUUUUAAACCUGGAGGAUUACUGGGAACAUAAUCAAUUUUGUGAAUGUGAGAUUUGUCGCCAAUCAUUUGGACUGCAAAGUGAGCUCAAGCAUCACAAGGACACAGAUCAUAUUCAAAGCAGUCACUUGAAUCUCACUGAGCACAUAAUUUCAGUACAAAAUAAGGAAAAACCCAUCGUUUGUAGGCUUUGUGGCCAAUCAAUUGGACAACAGGGUAACCUCCAAAGACACAUCGAUACAGUACAUAAGAAGAUAAAACCCUAUAAGUGUGACAUGUGUCCUUUGUCAUUCAGCCGCAAGGAUAACCUCCAAAAUCACAAGCAAAGAAUACAUAAACAGGACCCCUUCGAAUGUCAUAUUUGUUACAAAUCAUUCGAAUACAAGAAGGACUACUUAACUCACUUGAGGGAAGUACAUAGCAAUUGCCAACGAAAAAGGCCCGUAAAAUCAAAACUUAAUGAGAAAAAAACUUUCAAAUGUGAUAAAUGUGACAGAUCAUUUGUAGGAAAGAAGUACCUCGAUGAUCACAUCAGAAUGCGACAUAAAAUCUUCGAAUGUAAGGCUUGUCACAAAUCAUUUGGAGAAAAUAAUAAGCUCAAGAGACACAUAAUCAUAGAACAUAGGAGUGGUAAAUUUUAUGAAUGUAAACAUUGUUCACAAGUAUUCGAAAGAAAAGCCAACUUUAAUUUGCACACAAAAAAGGUCCAUCUCAAGCCGGUUUAGCUACCACAAUCGCAGAUACCAAAAUAAACUUAGGAGCUACAAUUUGACAUCCCAUAAUUUUGAUUACCCGAGACAACUGCUAUAAAAGAGAAUAUAUCUACUCUUCUAUAAGUAAGCUAUGUCAUUUUAAAGAAUCUUCCGAAUAAAUAUCUUUUAAUGCAUUGAAAAACGAUCAAAUAUUUCAAACUAUUGAUGAUUUUUUCAUGAUUGUAAAGUCAUUUUACUCACCUUUCGUACUUUAUUUCGAA